Molecule: messenger RNA, 456 nt
Organism: Komagataella phaffii GS115
Lineage: Eukaryota; Fungi; Ascomycota; Pichiomycetes; Pichiales; Pichiaceae
Product: Ubiquitin-conjugating enzyme involved in the error-free DNA postreplication repair pathway
Exons: 1
Coding region: 1-456 (151 amino acids)
Biological process (GO): protein K63-linked ubiquitination; DNA damage tolerance
Cellular component (GO): nucleus
Molecular function (GO): ubiquitin conjugating enzyme activity
Source: RefSeq, a predicted model, not a curated record
AUGUCUCAACUUCCCAAACGAAUCAUUAAAGAAUCCCAGAGAUUGAUUUCUGAUCCGGUUCCGGGAAUCACCGCUGUUCCCCACGAGGAUAAUUUACGCUACUUCCAAGUCACUAUUCAAGGCCCCAAGGAAUCUCCGUAUCAAGACGGCUUGUUUAAACUUGAGUUGUACUUACCUGAUGACUAUCCGAUGGUUGCUCCAAAAGUCAGGUUUCUAACCAAAAUAUAUCAUCCAAAUAUAGACAGAUUGGGAAGAAUAUGCCUGGACGUGUUAAAGAAAAACUGGUCCCCUGCCUUACAAAUUAGAACUAUCUUGCUUUCAAUCCAGGCUUUGCUCAGCGCCCCCAAUCCAGACGAUCCGCUGUCGAACGAGGUGGCUGAACAUUGGAAAAGGGACGAACAGGAUGCAAUUGCUACAGCUAAAGAGUACACUAAGCUAUAUGCAACCGAACAAUAG